This is a messenger RNA of Trematosphaeria pertusa, 3228 nucleotides long. RefSeq names its product bifunctional acetylglutamate kinase/N-acetyl-gamma-glutamyl-phosphate reductase. Gene Ontology annotation, molecular function: NAD binding; N-acetyl-gamma-glutamyl-phosphate reductase (NADP+) activity; arginine binding. NCBI's taxonomy places the organism in Eukaryota, Fungi, Ascomycota, Dothideomycetes, Pleosporales, Trematosphaeriaceae. Bases 140 to 2830 code for a protein of 896 amino acids. Gene Ontology annotation, cellular component: mitochondrial matrix; cytoplasm; mitochondrion. The record is from RefSeq and is a predicted model, not a curated record. Gene Ontology annotation, biological process: L-arginine biosynthetic process. The transcript is spliced from 2 exons.
CUUAAAGUUUUUGACGCAAGAGCUGCAUUGCAAGCUUUAUCUCUCUUCUCUUGCGUCUUCCUCACCAAUUCGCCCUCUCGACAUUCGCAGCGCCUUCAGACAGUCCUGAAGCGCCCUCUCGCGCGCGCGAACAGUCACCAUGCAGGGCGUCGUGCGUUCUGGCGCUCGAUUGGCAGCACGCUCGUCCCGCAGAGUCACCGCGGCUCCUGGAGCUUUACGCACACUCCCCCGAGCACUCGUUGCGACUCCGACCCGCCUGUAUACCUCCUCCGCCGACAGUCGAGAUGCCACGUCCAUGCGGGCCGCCUUCCUGAGCUUGCUCGGAAGCGUGAGCUCACGAAGAGAGAUCGACCAGUACCUCGCCCAGUUCCGAUCCGUCUCCUCGCAACAGUUCGCCGUAGUAAAAGUUGGAGGGGCAAUCCUUACAGACCACAUAGAUACGCUAUGUCUGGCCUUACAGCACCUCUAUGCCAUGGGGCUGUAUCCCAUCAUCGUGCACGGCGCGGGGCCCCAGAUGAACAAACUACUUUUGGACGCAGGCGUCGAGCCCGAGUUCAUUGACGGGAUCAGGGUCACCGACAAGAAGACGCUAGGGAUUGCCCGCAAGCUGUUCCUGGAAGCCAACAUGGACCUGGUGCUGAAGCUGAGGCAAGAUUGGGGCAUUCCGGCACGGCCCAUCACUGCCGGCGUUCUUGAGGCGGACUAUCUAGAUAAAGAGAAGUGGAAGUAUGUUGGAGAUAUCACAAAGGUCCACUCCAGGCCUAUAGUGGACGCCUUGAAGGCCAAGGAACUGCCCAUCCUGUGCUCCAUGGCGGAGACGGAGGACGGCCAGAUCUUGAACGUCAACGCCGACGUUGUGGCAGGAGCUCUGGCGCGAGCGCUGGAACCAUUGAAGAUUGUCUACCUGUCGGAGAAGGGAGGUCUGUUCAACGGCGAGACCGGGAAGCUCAUCUCAACGAUCAACUUGGACGAGGAAUACGACACCCUCAUGCAGCAGUCGUGGGUGAAGUAUGGCACGAAGCUCAAGAUCGUAGAAGUCAAGAAGCUGCUGGACGACCUGCCCAAGACCUCCAGCGUUGCCAUUAUCCACCCUCAAUACCUCGAGAAGGAGCUUUUUACUCAUACCGGAGGUGGCACCCUAAUCCGAAAGGGCGAGAGCAUCCAGACGGUGACCAAGUUUGAGGACUUCGAGGAUAUCACGACUCUCCGGGAAGCCCUGUUGAGGGACCGUGAAAGCAUGGAUUCCGGAGAAGUCAUCGACCGCUAUCUCAACAACCUUAAGAGCCGACCGUUCGAAGCUUUCUUUGACGACUCCAUGGGUGCUGUCGCUAUCGUUUACCCACCGUCAGGAGACUCCGAGUUCGCUCAGCUGUCUACUUUCACUACGACCAAGGAUGCCUUCCUGACGAAUGUGGCGGACAACAUCUUUGAGCGCAUGAAGAAGAAGUACCCGAAGAUGUACUGGACUGUCGAGACCCAGGACGAGAACCUCGGGUGGUUCAAGGAGAAGGCAGACGGCACCCUCCGCCGAGAUAGAGAAAUCUUCUGCUUCUGGGGACCAGCGAACCCAUCAGAAGUCGUUACGCUGAUGAGCGAGUUUUCGCAGCAUGGCAGGGCAAUGUUUGGUGAUCACAACCUUGAGUCGCAGCUACGUAGGGCUGCCGACUACGCCGCCAGCCUGAAGCAUGGACAGCAAGCCCGUGCCUACUCAACAAUGGCUGCUGGCCGCCCAACUAUGGGUCAGUCCUCAAGGCCGAGCUUGAGGUUAAACAGGAUAGCUCCUUCGCCGGCUCGAGGUUUCGCUACAAGCGCACCGCGCUCCGUCGAGACCACUAAUCCUAACCCGCCGUACGGUAUCAAGUUCAAGAGCAAGGACUGGCCUUCAAAGAUUGCCCUGAUCGGUGCUCGGGGAUAUACUGGACAAGCGCUCAUCGAUCUCCUCAACCGACACCCCAACAUGGAUCUCCGACAUGUGUCAUCACGUGAACUCGCUGGCAAGAAGCUCGAAGGCUACACCAAGCGCAACAUCACCUACGAGAACCUCUCGCCCGAAGACGUGAAGAAGAUGGCAGAGAAGGGCGAGGUUGAGUGUUGGGUGAUGGCACUGCCCAAUGGUGUAUGCAAGCCGUUCGUAGAGGCCAUCAACGAAGCCGGCAAGCCGGAUGCUGUGAUCAUAGAUCUGAGUGCCGACUACCGCUUCGAUUCGACUUGGACGUAUGGCCUUCCGGAGCUCGUUGACCGCCGUAAAAUUUCCGAUGCUACGCGGAUAGCAAACCCCGGCUGCUACGCCACCGCUGCUCAGCUGGGUAUCGCGCCGCUUCUUGAAUUCAUCGGCGGCCAGCCCACGGUUUUUGGUGUCUCCGGCUACUCAGGAGCAGGAACCAAACCCAGUCCGAAGAACGAUGUCAAGAACCUAGAGAACAAUCUCAUCCCUUACAGCUUGACGGACCACAUCCACGAAAAGGAAAUCUCGUCACAGCUCGGUAUUGACGUAGCAUUCAUCCCGCACGUCGCCGUCUGGUUCCAGGGUAUUCACCACACCAUCUCCAUCCCUCUCAACCGCACCAUGUCCUCCCGCGACAUCCGCAACAUCUUCCAAGACCGCUAUGCUGGCGAGAAGCUCGUCCGCGUCGUCGGCGAGUCCCCGCUCGUAAAGAACAUCUCCGGCAAACACGGCGUCGAGAUUGGCGGCUUCGCAGUCCACAGCUCGGGCAAGCGUGUCGUCGUGAACGCGACGAUCGAUAACCUGCUCAAGGGAGCCGCGACGCAGUGUCUGCAGAACAUGAACCUGGCGCUGGGCUAUGGCGAGUAUGAGGGUAUCCCUUACUAAUCUGUCAGUAUGGAGUGGAGGCAGAAGCAUUGGCGAAGCUGACUUCGAAGCGCGGCUCAUAGACCGUUUGUCUCUUCACAAGCUUGUUGGAUUAAUGAUUAGAGCACAUAUCCGGGCGCGACAUCCUAGACAGGCACCAUUUUCUUGUAUAUAUCCUUCCUUAUUCAGCACAGGAGCGGGCGCGCGCGUGUGUAUGUUUAGCUAGCCAGCCCUCCCGGCGUUGAAUCGUGUUUGUAAAAGUCUUUUAUUCACUUUCAGCCAAUACAGAGUUCUUGACUUCGUGUCUGCUGAGAUUCGCGACACACUAUUGUACAACAGGUUUACAGAUUACAUGACAUAGUGGGGCGUAUUACCCUUUGGCCGUCCAAUUCCCAAAUCCGCACCAGAAACGCCGCCGC